Geosmithia morbida is the source of this 612-nucleotide messenger RNA. RefSeq lists its product as uncharacterized. The record is from RefSeq and is a predicted model, not a curated record. Bases 1 to 612 code for a protein of 203 amino acids. The transcript has 2 exons. NCBI's taxonomy places the organism in Eukaryota, Fungi, Ascomycota, Sordariomycetes, Hypocreales, Bionectriaceae.
AUGCUGCUCUCUGAAGAACCCGCCACUCUCAUCCACCACACGGUGCGCAACUUCAACAUCGACCCGGACAAGCUGGCCGUGUCACGCGUCAACGAGUCGCUGUCCACCCUCCAGCAGGCGCGGGAGCUCCGGCUACGCGAAGCCGAGCAGUCACUCAAGAAGCUCUCACGGCAGCUCAACACGCUGUCUUCGCAGCACGACGACCUGGCCGCGGCGCACUCGUCGACCGACCACGCGUCGCACAUUGCACGCCUGGACACGCAGAAGUUCCGCGUCGCCAAGGCCGCCAACGACGCCGAGGUCGAGACGGAGCGCUUGGCCCAGCAGGCCGCCGACCUCUCCGCCCGGCUGCAGGAGCUCGAGCUCCAGGGCGUCGAGGGCGGGGCGGAUGACGCGUCGUCGCGCCGAGGUAGGGACCCCGUCGACGACGAGGUCCUGCUGCGUCUCAAGGUCUACCGCAGCCUGGGCAUCGACAUCGAGCGCGACAGCAGGGACGGCGAGUGGAAUCGUGCCGUAGUGCGCAACGAUCGGAGGGGCGAUGUCCACGUUGUCAAUUUGGAUAAGAAGUUUUCGCGAUACUUUUACGCCAACCAUUUCUGGUCGACGCUUUGA